CAUGCCAGUUCGGAUCUGUCUCGGGCUCUAAUAAAACACAUUCAUCGUACUGUGUAACCCCUUCCACACUCACUCACGUUCCUUUUUCUUAUACUCCCCAAACCAAACCAGCCCGCCGCCGGCGCAAGUUAGCCUACCUAGUAUCCCCCCCCCCCCAACCGGCCUGUACUUCCCCACCACCGGUUAUGGCUACCUCCUCCUCCCAAACCCUCCGGACCCCAUUUCUCAAGACGCCGUCUCUUAACUCUAAACUACCGCUCUACUCCGCGUUUUCAGUUGCGAUCCAUCCCACCCGCAGGUCAGUGAAGCCGCUCGUGGUGGUUGUCUCCGCGGCGGCUCUUGGCGGCAAGCCGACUGUGUUGGUGGCGGAGAAGCUGGGAGAUGCCGGGAUUGAGUUGCUGAAGGAGUUUGCCAACGUGGAUUGCGCCUAUAACCUGAGCCCCGAGGAGCUGUGCACCAAGAUCUCGCUCUGCGACGCGCUGAUCGUCCGGAGCGGGACCAAGGUGAGCCGCGAGGUGUUCGAGUCCUCGGCCGGGCGGCUCAAGGUCGUCGGGAGGGCCGGCGUGGGCAUCGACAAUGUCGAUCUGGCCGCAGCGACCGAGCACGGAUGUUUGGUGGUCAACGCCCCCACCGCUAACACUGUCGCCGCCGCCGAGCACGGUAUCGCGCUCUUGACUGCCAUGGCCAGGAACGUUGCUCAAGCCGAUGCUUCUGUUAAAGCUGGAAAAUGGCAGCGGAAUAAAUAUGUAGGAGUCUCAGUUGUUGGAAAAACACUUGCUGUGAUGGGGUUUGGAAAGGUUGGAUCAGAAGUUGCCCGACGUGCGAAGGGGCUUGGUAUGCAUGUGAUUGCGCAUGAUCCAUAUGCCCCAUCAGACCGUGCUCGUGCAAUAGGAGUGGACCUUGUGAGUUUUGAUGAAGCCUUAGCAACUGCAGAUUUCAUCUCUUUGCACAUGCCUCUUACUCCUGCUACAUCAAAGAUUCUCAAUGAUGAAACUUUUGCGAAGAUGAAGAAAGGAGUUCGGAUUGUCAAUGUUGCUCGUGGGGGAGUUAUUGAUGAAGAAGCUCUAGUGAGGGCUCUGGAUGCUGGAAUUGUUGCUCAGGCGGCACUUGAUGUUUUCACACAGGAGCCACCACCAAAAGACAGCAAGUUGGUUCAGCACGAGAGAGUUACUGUGACCCCUCAUCUUGGUGCCAGCACAAUGGAAGCUCAAGAAGGGGUGGCCAUUGAAGUAGCCGAAGCUGUUGUGGGAGCCCUGAAAGGGGAGCUUGCUGCUACUGCAGUCAAUGCCCCAAUGGUUCCUGCAGAGGUGUUAACAGAACUGAAACCAUAUGUUGAACUUGCCGAGAAACUGGGUAGACUAGCUGUUCAAUUGGUAGCUGGAGGAAGUGGCAUGAAAACUGUUAAAGUGACCUAUGCUUCUGCUAGAGGCCCUGAUGAUCUUGACACCAGGCUUCUUCGUGCCAUGAUCAUCAAGGGUCUCAUUGAGCCCAUAUCCAGUGUCUUUGUGAAUUUGGUUAAUGCUGAUUUCACCGCUAAGCAGAGAGGUCUCAAGAUAACUGAGGAGAGAAUCAAUCUAGAUGGAUCGCCCGAGAGUCCACUUGAUUUCAUCCAAGUCCAGAUUGCCAAUGUGGAAUCCAGAUUUGCCAGUUCUAUAUCUGAGUAUGGGGAGAUUAAGGUUGAGGGACGCGUGAAAGAUGGGAUUCCCCAUUUGACAAAGGUAGGAUCUUUCGACGUUGAUGUCACUUUGGAAGGUAGUAUUAUACUCUGCAGGCAGGUCGAUCAGCCAGGUAUGAUUGGAACGGUUGGGAGCAUUUUGGGUGAGGAGAAUGUGAAUGUCAACUUUAUGAGUGUUGGAAGGAUUGCCCCCAGAAAACAAGCUGUAAUGGCAAUUGGGGUGGACGAUCAACCUAGCAAGGAAGCUUUGAAGAAAAUAGGCGAUGUUCCGGCCAUUGAAGAGUUUGUUUUCCUCAAGUUGUAGUGUCAUCAAUAUUCCAUCUUUCUUCCCUAUGGCCCGCUGAUGCGAAUCACAUAACCACAUCCUACUGCCGAUUUUGAGGAUUUUUUUGUGUUGUAGCUUUGAGGAGAAGAGAACGUUAGUUCUGCUUUGCAAUGAAAAUUUUUGUGUUUUUAACGAGUUAGUAAUUUCCUUUUAAUGAAAGUUUCUGUUUCAAUA
Messenger RNA from Juglans regia (Persian walnut), 2174 nucleotides. Its product is annotated as D-3-phosphoglycerate dehydrogenase 1, chloroplastic-like. The transcript is spliced from 5 exons. Lineage: Eukaryota; Viridiplantae; Streptophyta; Magnoliopsida; Fagales; Juglandaceae. The record is from RefSeq and is a predicted model, not a curated record. The coding region runs from base 186 to 1979 and encodes 597 amino acids. Gene Ontology annotation, cellular component: chloroplast stroma. Gene Ontology annotation, biological process: L-serine biosynthetic process. Gene Ontology annotation, molecular function: NAD binding; phosphoglycerate dehydrogenase activity.